This is a messenger RNA of Schizosaccharomyces octosporus yFS286, 2282 nucleotides long. Its product is annotated as poly(A) polymerase Cid14. Gene Ontology annotation, biological process: RNA 3'-end processing. Gene Ontology annotation, molecular function: poly(A) RNA polymerase activity; mRNA binding. The record is from RefSeq and is a predicted model, not a curated record. The coding region runs from base 94 to 2124 and encodes 676 amino acids. Lineage: Eukaryota; Fungi; Ascomycota; Schizosaccharomycetes; Schizosaccharomycetales; Schizosaccharomycetaceae. The transcript has a single exon. Gene Ontology annotation, cellular component: nucleolus; TRAMP complex.
CUAAGGAUUGACUCUCAAAUUUGUGGAUUUAUAUAAAUAAGGGACCAUUUCUACAUUGAUAUUUGUUGGAGAUAAUUCCCUUUGGCUUGGGAAAUGGCUAAAAAAAGUACAUUCUCCAAAGCAAACAAAGCUAAUAAGAUAAAAAAGAAAUCAAAAUUUGAUGAGCGUGAACCUUUACCUAGAAGAAUAUUCAAAAAGGAUGAUAGGAAUCGCAGAUUUAAGAAGAAUGAUGGAAAAAGGAAAUCGAAAUACCCUGACGAAUUGGAAGUGAACAAUAACUUUAGUCUUUUGGAGCAGGAGCAGGGGGAAAACAGAAAAGAAAGUGAUGGCACCCAAUACUCACAACAAAAAAAUGAUAUAGAUAAUCCCUCAAAGCCGUCAUUGAAUCAGUCAGGACGAGUCGAUCCUUUGGAAACCCUAGAAAAGUUAGAUCUUCCGGAAGAAGCAAUCAAGAAAGGUGCACCCUCUAUUUUAGUAGGUUUAAAAAAAUUGGAUGAUAAAAGUGAGAAGCCGAAACCUGAACCAAAGAAUGCUGUGGAUGAAAAUGCAGAUUAUAUAGGUUUCGAUUGGAAUAGUGAUGAAGACGUAAAUGACACUUCCAAAGACGAAACCAAUGAUUCAGGGCCCAACAAUAUUCCUGGAUUUAUGCAAAACAACGGUCGAUUUUUUCACGAGGCCAACAAACAAAAUGAACAAUCAAGUAGGAAAAGAAAGCGUAUGGCAUACGAAAUUGAUCCUAGUUCUUGCCCUUGGCAUAGACCAUACAAAGCAGAUAUUGAAGUGUCUCGACUCUUGCAUCAGGAUAUCACUCAAUUUGUCGACUAUAUAACGCCGACGCCUGAAGAGCAUGCUGUUCGAAAAUCUUUAAUUUCACGCAUUAAUAAUGCCGUUGUAAAGAAGUGGCCAGACGUUUCGGUAUAUGUAUUUGGUAGUUUCGAGACCCGACUCUAUCUUCCUACCUCUGAUUUGGAUAUGGUAAUAAUGUCUUCAGACAGUCAUUACCGUGGAAGCAAAAAGGAUAUGUUUGUUUUGGCACAUCACCUAAGGAAAUCUAAAGUAGCCACUGAUAUCCAAGUUAUCACUACUGCUAAUGUGCCUAUCAUCAAAUUUGUGGAUCCAAUAACGAAGAUUCAUGUCGAUGUAUCUUUCAACCAAGCCGGAGGUCUUAAAACAUGUCUGGUUGUGAACGGCUUUUUGAAGAAAUAUCCUGCUCUUCGUCCUCUUGUAAUUAUCAUUAAACACUACCUAAACAUGCGAGCUCUAAAUGAGGUGUUUUUGGGUGGUCUUAGUAGUUACGCUAUUGUUUGUUUGGUGGUCUCUUUUCUUCAACUUCAUCCGAGAUUAAGUACUGGUUCAAUUCGUGAAGAAGAUAAUUACGGCGUUUUGCUUUUAGAACUUUUGGAACUCUAUGGCAAGCGUUUUCACUACGAUGCAGUUGGUAUCGCCGUUCAUAAUGGUGGUUUCUAUUUUUCAAAGAAAAAACAAGGAUGGUUAAGACCAAAUCAACCGUACCUGUUAUCUAUUAUGGAUCCUGUUGAAUUUAGUAAUGAUGUAUCAAAAUCUAGUCGUGGUCUACUUCGCGUUAAAGCCACCCUGGGUAAUGGAUUUGACUUAUUAACAAAUGAAUUGUUUGCCCUUGCUUCUAGAAUCGAACGAGAGGGAUCACGUAGAAUAAGUGAUUUCCCUAGUAUUUUGGGCAGCAUCAUCUCUGUGGAUGAAGGUGUUCGUAAACAUAGAGUUCAUAUGCUGAAUUGCUUUAAUGAGCAUCCUAUCGCAUUAGAACCGAUGGUUGAUGUUGAACAACUUUCUAGUAUCGAUGUUGAUCGUCUUCCUACUGAAAAUGUUGAUUUACAAUUUGUGGAAGAUGAAUCUGAUUCAGAUGAGGUUGAACAGGAGACGGAUGACUUAAUAAAGAAAAAGGGUCUAAACGACCUUCAAAAUACUAACCACAACGAAGGCUUGUCGAAUGUUUCAGAUGCUCGUAUGAAUGCGAAAGAUUUAUUUAAUAUUGAUGAAGAAAGCUCUGAAGAAUACGAGAAAAAUGACAAUGACUUCAAACGUGAUAUCCAAAGAUCUGACGAAGAGGAGUCACGUGCCACAAAAGUGAGAAAGAAGACUCGGUGAUUAUUAGUAUAGAUGAAAAAUAUCUUUUGCUGGGAUAGAAGUUUGGUUUCUUUUUUAUUUUUAUUUUUUUUUUUGGGAUGGACGUUACCUAAUGAAAUAUUAAUGUUUGUCUAAAAAAGUACGAAUUAAUUUAUUAGUUUGCAUAGCAGUAAGGAGUA